This is a messenger RNA of Closterium sp. NIES-67, 815 nucleotides long. NCBI's taxonomy places the organism in Eukaryota, Viridiplantae, Streptophyta, Zygnematophyceae, Desmidiales, Closteriaceae. The record is from the annotation of a GenBank genome assembly.
ACACGACCGGAGGAGUUGGCAGGCUUCACCGCCCUCGGCCUCGAUGUCGCGCGCCGGGGUUUGACGGUUGCGGGGGUGCCUGUCGGCACGGAGGAUUUCGUCCACACGAGACUCAGGGAGCGCCUGGAGCGGAUGGCCCGAAGGCGGCGGCAUUAGAGUCCGUUCGUGGACGUCACACUGACCCUUUGCAUCUUGCCCGUUUGACAUCCCUUCAGGGCGCAGAUGCAGGCGCGUGGCUCACGGCGGUCCCUUAUGCAGAUCCACUGCGCAUCCCGGAGGCGCAGUGGCAGGUGGCUUCAUGUUUUCGCCUUGGUCUGUCUAUCCCCCAGUUAGCCCUUACAGGUCAUUGCUCGUGCGGACGGGAGAUCGAGGACAUGUCGGUGCCCCACCACGUCGUACGCUGUCAGCACUACCACGUCACCACGACCGUCCACAACGCCGUGAAGGCUAUGGGCGGGGCGGCCCGAGCCUUGGCGUUUUUGGCGGACCCCUGUACACCCGAGCCAAUGAUCGGGACGCAGUCUCACCACUCCCUCUCCCCCCACACCCUCCCCUUACAGCCGAGUGUGCCCCACGAGGCGGCCGCCGAGGAUGGCUCGGACAAUGAUGGCCCGCUCGCCGGAUAUAUCUUGCGCGAACAGGGGCGAGGCGAGGGCGACCCCCCCAUCUCACCCUCCCCCUUCCUGCCCCACACACUCCUUGCCCGUCAGUAUUCAGGUGGUCGCAGCGAGCCACCCAUCCGCGAUGGACGUCGACAAAAUAGGAGUAGGGGACCUGCAUGAUGUCUCCUCCCAACCCUACAUCCCCCCUUACCG